Molecule: messenger RNA, 2159 nt
Organism: Hylaeus volcanicus
Lineage: Eukaryota; Metazoa; Arthropoda; Insecta; Hymenoptera; Colletidae
Product: tetratricopeptide repeat protein 5-like
Exons: 7
Coding region: 524-1897 (457 amino acids)
Biological process (GO): cell division
Molecular function (GO): protein binding
Source: RefSeq, a predicted model, not a curated record
UUCUUCACAUUUUGUAUACACAGAAAAAAUACAACAAACAAUAUUCUUUAGUCCACGUUAAAUCAAAUAUUGUACUGUAAAGUACAACCUACUUAACAAUUUUCGAGGAAUCAGCAUGAAUGAACUUGCGUCAUUUCAUUCAAGACACCCAGUAUACACAAUCUAAAAUUGUAAACAACUUAAAGCGCUCUUUUUAUGACGAAUGUUGAUCUUUUUUCGUAAAGCAAAUUUUGCAUGAAUUUUUCAUUAUUGUAUCGCUUUGUAAUUAGUAAUAAAGUAGGUUAUAUCGAUCACAUUUAAUAUUAUUGUAAACGCUACCUUACUUUGGUGGCACAUUAAUAUUAGCAUAUAACCUCCUUAGUCACUCUGAAGUUUUGACAGUUGCGAAUGAUAGAUUACAUUGCUUUGUAAAAGCAUUAAUUCGCAUGUAGUCGUGAAUUAUGAAUAAAACUGCGUACUUCAUGUAUAUUUGACGUACAAUGGAAUAUCUGUGAUAAACCUUUUAUCAAAAUACUGUUAAAAAAUGUCUGCAAUUAUAGAUGAUAAAGUGGUUGCAGGAGCACAAUCUGCGAAUGUUGUUAAAGAAGAUCCUAUUGUAGCUUUAACGGAGAAAGUAAAUGCAUUAUAUUUUUUUCGAGAUCAUUACUUUGAGAAUCGUUCCAUCGAGGAAGCAAUUAAAAAGAAUGGUGAUGUAGAGAAACAAAUGAAAGAUACCAUAAACAAAUUUGAUGAAUGUAAAGGAUAUGAAAUUGAUGGCUCACGGGCAAAAUAUUAUUACCUGAAGGGAAAAGCCUUAAAUGUUACAGAACGUUUUAUACCUCAAGCAGAAGAAUUAUUAACUAAGGCAGUCAAAUUAGAACCUAACUUAGUAGAAGCAUGGAAUGAAUUAGGAGAAUGUUAUUGGAAAAACGAUGAUAUUCAACAAGCAAAAAAUUGUUUUGUUGGUGCUUUACGACAUGGUAGAAAUAAAGUAUCUUUACGAAAUCUGUCAAUGGUACUUAGGCAGGAACCAGCUUCUAAUACAGAGCAACGAAUAAAAAAUAUACAACAAGGAUUGGAAUAUGCUAAAGAAGCAGUUAGUCUUGAUACAACAGAUGGUACAUCCUGGGCAAUUCUAGGAAAUGGCUAUUUGUCUUCCUUCUUUACGGUAGCAAAGAAUCCUGGAACUUUAUCCUACUGCAUGUCAGCUUAUAUGCAAGCAGAAAAAGAUAUUGUAGCAGGGAGCAAUUCUCAUUUAUUUUAUAAUAAAGCAGUGGUUUUGAAGUAUCAAGAAGAUUAUUGCACGGCGUUGAAGUCGUUUGAAAGAGCAAUGUUGUUAGAUCCAAUAUGGGAAACACCACGUCAGAAAAGGGAUGAAUUGUUACAAUAUUUAAAGGAUGUACAAAGUUUAGUAAACAAUAAUGGAAAAGUCAAACCGAAGAGAUUGUACCAAAUGAUACGGGCUUUGGAUGUUAAACAUUUGGGACCAUAUAAAGGUGGCUCUUUCACUUCCGGCCAAAAAACUGUAAAAUUAGAUUUAGUAGCCUUGAAAGAUUUGGCUAUUGGAAUCAAUCCGGAGAAGGUUGUAUUUGGGAAAGUAGUAUGUUGGAUACAAGAUACCGAUUGUGUACCUUUCGCUUUUUGUCUUGUUGAUGAAGAAAAAACGUGUAUUGCUGUAACAAUAUACAACUUAGCCAAAGGUCGCGGUGUUACUGUCGGAGAUUCUGUUGCUAUACCUGAGCCUUUUGUUAUCCAUCAGAAGUUUUCCUACCUCAAUAAUGUUGGUAUACCGUUUAUAAAUCAUGUAAAAAUUACUACUUCCGGUAGCUACAUGUGCGUUUCUUUUUCCAGGACUUUGAUUUCAAAACGGUACGAGUUGAAACGCCAGUCGUAUUGGUUGUUAACGGAAAGAAACUAGGUAGGGAGCAACAAGCCUCUGCGAUAUUUCACACUUUUAAAAAAACCGAUUGAACAUAACCUAUAAUCCGCGGAUUAUAGUGAAACAUAGUUGACAACAAAACUUUCCUAUAACUCGGUUACGGACAUGUGUCAAUAGCCGAUAUGAUAUUUGAAUUUUGAGUCGAAGUAUUAUUACAUUCAUAGAAAUUAAAUAAUCUUACCGCAGUCAAUUUUGCUGGAGUUAGGCGGAUAUAUAUAUAUAUAUAUAUAUUGUUGCGUGU